Molecule: messenger RNA, 177 nt
Organism: Sphenostylis stenocarpa
Lineage: Eukaryota; Viridiplantae; Streptophyta; Magnoliopsida; Fabales; Fabaceae
Source: the annotation of a GenBank genome assembly
AUGAAACCGUUGAAUAGAAGGUUCAAAGAGAAUAGGGUGGAUUUGUUUGACCAAAGAGGUAGAUUGGUGAGAAAUAAACCACUGAACCACCUCAGCACAGAAUGGUCCUACAAUUUCAACAUUAAUUACCAAUGCACUGCUACAACUGGUUUUCAAAACUACAUGCAUGAUGCAUGA